GCUUUGUUUGGUUAGGGCUCAAGCUCGAACCUUGAAGGGCCUAAAAACGGUGCGCUUUUCCCCCAUUUUUUAAAGUUGGAAAACUAGAACCCACGAAGCAGCUCGCAAGGGGUUUUCCUUCAGAAAUCAGAAUCCAUUUUUUCCCUCUAUUUUCUUUGGAGAUAAGGAGCGAAACUUCUGAUUUCUGGAAGAUUAAGGAUGCCAUCCGAGGAUUCAAAAUCAGUGAGAAAAGAGGAACCUGAAGAUGAUGAAUCGGACAUGAGAAGCUUGAGUUCGAUGCUGGAGAACCGUAGGAAGAAACCCUCGAGUAAUAAUAAUAAUGCUGUUGUUUCUAAUUCGAAAUUUCGUCCCAAAGAAGGCAAAGCGAAGAAAGAAGAGCCCAGAGAUGAUGAUGAUGAACAUCAUAAAAAUGAAGAUUUUAAAGUACCCAUUAAGGAUUCUUCAUCUGGGUCACGACCCAAAGCAACCAAGCUCAAAAAGGAAGAGAGUGAUGCUGCUGAUGAAAAACCCUUCUCCAAAAGAAGCUCCGCUACUAAACCAGAUAAGGAAAAGGAGCAGAAGAAAAAGAAGAAAAAGGGGGAAGAGAAGAAAGUGGCAGCUGGGAACGAAGGGAAGCGGGAGAGGAAGGUUUAUAAUUUGCCUGGUCAGAAGAGAGAUCCUCCAGAGGAGAGGGAUCCACUGAGGAUUUUUUAUGAGACAAUGUAUAAGCAAAUUCCCCAUAGCGAAAUGGCACAAUUCUGGAUGAUGGAGUCUGGUCUGCUCCCAUUAGAGGAAGCAAAGAAAGUCUUUGAGAAGAAACAAAAUAGGAAUCAGCAGCAAAAGCUGAGUUCCCCAAUGAAGGCUGCCUCAGCUGUAAAGAGUAGCACAAAAUCUGUCACUGUUAAGAAAACUCCUCCAAUCUCCACUGUUUCUUCAAAGCAGACAAAGAAACGGAAGGCUGAAGAAAGCUCUGAUGAUGACUUUGAGGAUGUUCUGGCCAGUAAAAUGAAGAAACAGAGAGCAAAAUAAAUAUAUGUUCUUCAAUGUAACUGAUAAGUUCUAGUUUCUUCUGUUUCAGUACCUAACUCAUUACAUCUUUAUUUGAUUUGCUGUGCCAAUACUAAUUCAAUCCUGGCCUGAUUGAACUGAUGUUAAACGAUUGUUGCAUUAUUAAGUAAACAUUCAAUUGACGAGUGGAAUUGUUCAGAA
Theobroma umbraticum is the source of this 1188-nucleotide messenger RNA. Its product is annotated as nucleolin. Lineage: Eukaryota; Viridiplantae; Streptophyta; Magnoliopsida; Malvales; Malvaceae. The record is from RefSeq and is a predicted model, not a curated record.